This is a messenger RNA of Misgurnus anguillicaudatus (oriental weatherfish), 4037 nucleotides long. It is a transcript of the gene ntf3, whose product is annotated as neurotrophin 3. Gene Ontology annotation, molecular function: growth factor activity; nerve growth factor receptor binding. Gene Ontology annotation, biological process: neuron projection morphogenesis; nerve development; nerve growth factor signaling pathway. Gene Ontology annotation, cellular component: synaptic vesicle; axon; dendrite. The record is from RefSeq and is a predicted model, not a curated record. Lineage: Eukaryota; Metazoa; Chordata; Actinopteri; Cypriniformes; Cobitidae.
UUCCUCACCGAUGCUAUGGUUACCUUUAUUACGAUCUUACAGGUGAAUCUAGUGAUGUCCAUCCUGCUGUACGUGAUGUUCCUCGCGUACCUCUAUGGCAUCUCGGCAUCCACAAUGAACAAGCAGCAGCCGACGCAGGAUCCUAUUAACAAUCUGAUCAUAAAGCUCCUGCAGGCUGACAUCACCCGCAGCCGACAGAAGCAGGAUGAGGGCGUCCCGGAUUCACUUCAGUCCAGCACCUCAAACACACCUGCAGGGAUGGACUACAAGGAGAACUUUAGCUCGAGCAUUUACCAGCCUGUGACGGACAUCUCCGCAGAACUCCUGCGCCAGCAUAAGAGAUACAACUCGCCACGGGUGCUGCUGAGCGACCGGCCUCCUCUGCAGCCCCCUCCGCUCUACCUCAUGGAUGACUUUGUCAGUAUCCAGGACGCAAGUGGGACCAAUAAGACCCGGCAGAAGCGCUACGCCGAGCACAAGAGUUACAGAGGGGAGCACUCGGUUUGCGAUAGCCAGAGCCUGUGGGUGAACAAUCGGACUACGGCCGUGGACAUGUUCGGACUGCAGGUCACGGUUAUGCGGUCAUUCAAUACGAUCAAGCAAUUCUUUUACGAGACAAAAUGUGUAACAGCCAAGCCCUAUAAGAGCGGCUGCAGGGGGAUCGAUGGCAAGCACUGGAACUCGCAGUGCAAAACUACGCAGUCUUUUGUGCGCGCCCUCACUCAGUAUAAAUCUUUAGUGGGUUGGCGCUGGAUACGUAUAGACAGUUCAUGUGUCUGCGCGCUCUCCCGCAAAUCCCGCAGGACGUGAAAAAUCACAAAUGUGCAAACCACAUACAAACUCGCCUGCAGUAUAUUGCACCAAGACACCACUAUCUUCAGAUUUGUCCCUGGGGGCUGUAAAUAUAUAAAUAUAAAUUAUUUAAGUUAUAUGGAAUACAUUUAGUUUAUACAUGUCUAUGUAUGAUGUAUACGAAUAUUUAUUUAAGUCUUUGCAAAGGUAAAUCUUUAAAAAAGAGAGAUAAAGACUUUUAUAAUCAUGCAAUGCCACCUGAGCUACAGGAGCACUGCAUGAAUCGAUGUGCCUUGCUCAAAUAUCAGUCGGAGGACACAUAACCUGGACCUUGGGAACAGUUGCAAUGGAAAACAAAACCCUCAAUAUCAUGCUAACUUCAGUAUUGUUCAUGAAAACAUGAUGUUAGCGCACAUGACAAGACAAAAAUGAAAUUUACACAAACCACUGCAUCACUAUAUACAGUCAGUAUAUAUAGCGCACUAUCCAAUGACAAUAAGGAGCUCAUCAAUAGAGACUAAUGUAAAAUAUAUAGAGUUUACAAAUUAAGCUCUUGUGAGUCUGGGAAGUACUUUGUUAUACACAGAUAGUAUACUGGCUUUGUAAAGGAGUCUAGUGUUGACUUAAUAGUUCACAAAUCACUAAUCUUCAGCUGUUUAAACAAUUUACAGCAUGUCCAUCGUCGCCUUUACAGUGUCUGACACAUAGCAGCAAUGAUGUGAACUAGUUACAUAACAGUCUAGAAAGGGUCUUAUAAUACAAUUGGCUUCUAGUUAUCCAUUGUGCUGCUUAGUAGCGUUAAAGAAAAUACUUUAACAAAUAAAGACUCCUCCCUCUUACCAUACCCAAAAGCUCCACCCACCAUAGACCAAACUGACCACCACACCCACCAGCUAUACGAUUUCUGCACAUUCCAGUCAGACCAGCCUCUUUUCAGUCUUAUAACUUAACCCAAAAUAAGAGCAACAUGUAAACAAAAGGAGUACAAAUAGGCCACUGCUAAGGACACAAUAGUCUUACGUACUGUCGAGGUAAAUCUGGCUUAAGACUAUGUACAUGCAUGCAGAUCUGGGAUUUAAAGACGUAAUCUCCCCUUUAAGAGGGUUUCCCUUGUGUCAGACUCAUCUUAGGAGAUAAUCAUUUUGCCAUUAGACUGGAGGUAUAAAAACCCCUUGGCAUUAUUUUUCACAGUUUGUAUAAGACCUUAUCCGAAACCACGAGACCCCAACGUAUAGGACUCCUGUCCAGUUAUUUUAAUAAGCCCUAAGCUGAUUACUUUUAAUCAAGCCAUGUGUCAGUCUCUUAAACAAAAACUUAUCAUUUUGUAGUGGUCUACAACAACUAUAUAUACCCAAAACAACACAUCUGUGAUCAACAAUAUAAGAGGUGUCAGGCAAGAGAUAGCAAGUUUUUGGUCAACUGAAGAAUUUAACGACAAAGCCAUGUGGGGCAAGUUGUUGGGGCUUGGAUUCUGUUCAGGCUAAUCUUUGUGAUGGUUAACCCAGGUCACCUCUGAUUGGACAAUCUGCCUAAGAGUCCCCAUAAAGACGGUUUCAGCAGUAACAACAUAAUCAAAUGUCUUUUAUGGAACAAAUGUAACUUUCGGUACACUCUGCAAAUGAUCAAUAAGUCGUUUUAGAUGUGUACUAUAUAAUGUACACAAUUUUAACUACAGAUUGGCUGCCAAACCAUCUUUCACGUAGCGAUGAUCCAUGAUUGAUGUCUCCCCUCAUCUUUAGGAAACCAAAACAUUUGUUAUUUUCAACAAGAUAUUUGUUCCAGAGUUCAGUUUAGCCAAUAGUCAGACCAUUAACCUCCUAAGACCUGGAUGUCCACAUACAAAGAGGAAAAUAAGUAUUUGAACACCCUGCUAUUUUGCAAGUUCUCCCACUUAGAAAUCAUGGAGGGGUCUGAAAUUGUCAUCGUAGCUGCAUGUCCACUGUGAGAGACAUAAUCUAAAAAAAUCCAGAAAUCACAAUGUAUGAUUUUUUAAACUAUUUAUUUGUAUGAUACAGCUGCAAAUAAGUAUUUGAACACCUGAGAAAGUCAACCAGUCACCAGGUUUGCACACACUGCAGGAGGGAUUUUGGCCCACUCCUCCACACAGAUCUUCUCUAGAUCAGUCAGGUUUCUGGCCUGUUGCUGAAAAACACGGAGUUUGAGCUCCCUCCAAAGAUUCUCUAUUGGGUUUAGGUCUGGAGACUGGCUAGGCCACGCCAGAACCUUGAUAUACUUCUUACAGAGCCACUCCUUGGUUAUCCUACAUGUGUGCUUCGGGUCAUUGUCAUGUUGGAAGACCCAGCCUCGACCCAUCUUAAAUGCUCUAAAUGAGGGAAGGAGGUUGUUCCCCAAAAUCUCGCAAUACAUGGCCCCAGUCAUCCUCUCCUUAAUACAGUGCAGUCGCCCUGUCCCAUGUUCAGAAAAACACCCCCAAAGCAUGAUGCUACCACCCCCAUGCUUCACAGUAGGGAUGGUGUUCUUAAGAUGGUACUCAUCAUUCUUCUUCCUCCAAACACGUUUAGUGGAAUUAUGACCAAAAGUUCUAUUUUGGUCUCAUCUGACCACAUGACUUUCUCCCAUGACUCCUCUAGAUCAUCCAAAUGGUCAUUGGCAAACUUAAGAUGGGCCUGGACAUGUGUUGGUUUAAGCAGGGGAACCCUCAGUGCCAUGCGUGAUUUCAAACCAUGACGUCUUAGUGCAUUACCAACAGUAACCUUGAAAACGGUGGUCCCAGCUCUUUUCAGGUCAUUGACCAGCUCCUCCCGUGUAGUUCUGGACUGAUUUCUCACCUUUCUUAGGAUCAUUGAGACCCCACGAGGUGAGAUCUUGCAUGGAGCUCUAGUCUGAGGGAGAUUGACAGUCAUGUUUAGCUUCUUCCAUUUUCUAAUGAUCGCUCCAACAGUGGACCUUUUUUUACCAAGCUGUUUGGCAAUUUCCCCGUAGCCCUUUUCAACCUUGUGGAGGUGUACAAUUUUGUCUCUAGUGUCUUUGAACAGCUCUUUGGUCUUGGCCACGUCAGUAGUUGGAUUCUUACUGAUUGUAUGGGGUGGACAGGUGUCUUUAUGCAGCUAAUGACCUCAAACAGGUGCAUCUAAUUUAGGAAAAUAAAUGGAGUGUAGGUGAACAUUUUAAAGGCAGACUAACAGGUCUUUGAGGGUCAAAAUUCUAGCUGAUAGACAGGUGUUCAAAUACUUAUUUCCAGCUGUAUCAUACAAAUAAAUAGUUAAAAAAUCAUACAUUGUGAU